Acaromyces ingoldii is the source of this 2804-nucleotide messenger RNA. RefSeq lists its product as hypothetical. Lineage: Eukaryota; Fungi; Basidiomycota; Exobasidiomycetes; Exobasidiales; Cryptobasidiaceae. The record is from RefSeq and is a predicted model, not a curated record. The coding region runs from base 81 to 2651 and encodes 856 amino acids. The transcript has 4 exons.
CCCUUUCGGUCAAAGUGGAGCUGAAAGUUGAGAGAGGACCCUACUUGACAUUCUACUUCUUUAAAGUCUCUUCAGCCAGCAUGGCAUCUGGAAGCAAAAACCGCUUCAGAAUGGGGCGGUCGUCGUCGGUAGUGGAAGAAUCGAGGCCGGAUGAGCCAAUCACAGCGUCGACUACUUCUAGACCAUCGCGGCCGGGAGCGCUUGGAGUACUUGGGGCCAAGAUGCGAGCAUACAGUUCACCGCGCCAACGGCGCGUGUCAUCGCACGCCAGUCUCGAUAGGCCCUCGCUGGCGCUAGAUGUGAAGAGACACGCGCAGUCUAGGAGCUCGCUUGUCGUCUCCAACGGUGAGGGCACGAAGAGAAAUGACUAUGAGAUCGUCCCUUCGCCCACCACGUCGCUCUCUUUUGACGGCACAUCCACACCGCACCACGAGGACCACAUCAGCUCGGCAGCAGCUUACAAGGCUGAUCGACCCAGGUCUGGUAUGUCUUCAGCGCCAACGGCCGCAGCAAAUACCUCAUUGAGGACAAAGAGACCAUCGAUUAGCGGUCUUGGAGGACUGGGAGGCGUCGUACGGCGAUGGAGUGCAGUGGGCUCGCCGCAGUCCGCCUCACCGAGGUCAGAGGAGGACUCCUCGACAUUCAACCUUCAUUCAUUUCGGAGAGUGGCCAGUCCCUCGUCGCCUUCUCCUGGCCCUGCGCCACUGCCCAUCUCUAGGGCGGAAAGCUUCGUCUCCGCCAUUGAGUAUGACGCCAACUCCCCUUCGAUCAGCAAGCCGCCGAGCCCAAGUGUGAACCAGCAGGGCCAUCAGCACAGGCUAUCGGGAUCGAGCUACUUUACGGGUGCCGACAGCAGCACAACUAGCAGCCCAAAUCGGCAUAUGAAUACCAACAGGAUGAGCGCCGGUCGAUUCCGAGCAGGCACGGCAGCAAGGUCGCGGCCCGACGUCACGUCCUCAGCGUUCUUUCAGGAUCGAGAGCAACGACCUGCAAGUCCGACGAGCCACAACAGCGGAAACGUCAGCCCAGUCAUGGCUGGGUCCAGCCUGCCUAGAUCCCCCGGACAGGAAUUGGCGGAGCUCGAGGCGGAGCUUGCAAGAGGAAGAACGACGCCAUUGUUGCGCAGGAACGUGGACCAGGAACCUUUGGCCUCAGCGGACGGAGGAGCCAGAGGAUCUCGACCUAGUGUGGCCAAGCAGGGCUCCUUCUCCUCUCUGCGCGAUCUGAAUGAAGGCUUUCAAGGGGAUGCAGCAAAGGGUUACGGCCUUGACUCUGCGAGGGUGCUGGGAAGUGGCACGGAUGGGCCAAGGACACUGAUUGAUGCGAUUUCGAGAAUGGAGCAGGAGCGCAGCAGGGGCGAAGCAAACAUGCAACCACCCCGACUACCUUGGAUGGACGACGGGGACAGCAGCAACAGUAGUGAAAUGCCAUCAGGCAAGAGACGAUCGGGGAAUAUGUCUUCGUCCUCUUCCAAGGAUUCCGCUGCGACGCUCCAACCGUCGCUGCAAGCUCCUGCCUUGGUUGACGGGGGUGGUAGCCCGACCCCUUCGACUGUGGAUUCGGCAUUUGUCGCUUCGGCCGUGCAAGCUUCGCCUGACCAUGCCAUCUUUGCCGAAAAUGCGUCCCCAUUCCGACACUCUAGAGCUCGGUCUGAGGGCACUUUGCUUGACUCCUCUUCGUCUUCCGAGAAUCGAAAGUUUACAGACGAGCAUCAGCCCACUCUGACCAACGGCCAUGUGAAGAGGGCGUCCUAUUAUGGACAAUCGGCCAAUACACCGUGGCCGGGCAACCGGGUGUCCUCAGCUGCGCGACGGGAUCGGUCGCCACCACCGCCUCCCCUCCCAUCCAAGACAGAGGAGCUGAUGAGUUUUCAUGCUCGACACGCCCCUGCUAUGGCCUCGACAGUACACCAGCAGCACUGGCGGAUCGCAUGGCCCACACCGCCCUGUGUCGAGCAAGGGUGGUUCACAACCCUUUCCGCUCUCCAGCAGCACAGCCUGUACGAAACUCAUCGCAAAGCAGCAGGCGUCGCUCGUGAUGAGUAUCUCCAGAUCAUGGCCGCCGCCGUUCCGCCGAGCGCCCUCAUUAACCCUGGUAAUAUCUUCGAAGCCAAAUUGGCAACAAAUUUGCAGCGAUCGACGACAGUCACGAAAUCGUCGCCCUCCUCAACGUCGCCAGCAGCAGUGACGGCGAGAGAGAGGCGAAGCUCCAUGCCAACGGUUUCAGGGCCUCGAUUGGACGAGCAUUCGCCGCCUCCCCUGCCAAGCGCACCUGCCAAUGUGCUGACGGUGGUCACCGAUGACGAGGAUGAAUUCGCCGUUUUCGAAAACUUGAUUCAAGCUGUUGCUGAACUCAACUUUACCCUAGUACGAAAGGAUCUCGAGAUCCAAGAAGUACAGGGAACCGCUAAAGAUGUGGCGGUCUCAAAAUCGACGGUCCAUGCAUCGCACUUCACCGAUCCCUGCACCUCACGUCACUUGGCGGGAUGCCAGCUGCCUAUUCGGACGAGUUUGCAAGAACGGUCGGUCUUGAACGCCUGGUGGAAAUCGCAGGGGGACAAUCCGUCGAAGCCGUUUGCUCUCUGUCACUGUGCAGGUCUUCCAAUGAACAGGAGCCGUUCAUCGUUGAGACGAAAGAGAUGGGCAAGCUGAUCUGGCCACCUGGCUCAAGCCACAAAGAGCGCAAGAGGGGCAUUUGGGAAGCAGUGUUUGCCGGUGAAGAGACACAACACUACCUCGAGGCAGCCGUUGUGUCUCUCGGCAAUCAUGUUCAGCAGCAUCAGGACAAAAUCUUUCAACCCACCA